Teleopsis dalmanni is the source of this 651-nucleotide messenger RNA. RefSeq lists its product as uncharacterized. The transcript has 2 exons. The record is from RefSeq and is a predicted model, not a curated record. The coding region runs from base 62 to 487 and encodes 141 amino acids. Lineage: Eukaryota; Metazoa; Arthropoda; Insecta; Diptera; Diopsidae.
UAUUUUUUCAAAUAUUAUUAAGUAAAGAAAACUAUUUGGAUCAACCCUUAAAAUUAAUACAAUGCAUCGUAGUAUAUAUCAUUUAGUUUCAAAAUUUAAUUCAAACGAAUACCAGAAAAAUCAUUUAGAAAACCUCAAAAAAAUAGAAGAAGAUCGUAUAAAAUAUAUGACGGAAGCGACAGCCAGUCUCACCAAUAAUACACUACAGUUAACUAGCUUACGUCCAAAAUUAACUGAAGACUCUUCAGCAUAUAACUUAAGUAAAGACACCUUAAAGAGCUUGUCAUAUGAAGCAGAGAAAUGCAAGGUUUCAAUGUUUUAUGAACAAUCUAAUACUGAAGGUUAUAGUCCAGCUGCUUCUACCAUAGAACAGGAUUCCGAAGAGAAUGAUAUGACAGAGAAUCCUAUUGUUUCCAGCAGUUUUAUCGAAUCUGCGAAAAGAACUGCUAAAAAAGUUGUAAAUCGGCUGCGUCGCUUCAUUCCUUAGGAUUCAUCAGUUAUAGCUGGAAAUUAUGAUAUUUGCUGUCGUGUAUGGUAGGUGACUAUUAACUUUUACGAUAAGUGCGAUGAAAGAGUUAUAUUGUGGGACUGAUAUAUAUAUUUUUGAUAUUACAAUAAAAUUUUCGGGAGCUCCUAAAAAUUCACAGCAUA